This is a messenger RNA of Mauremys mutica (yellowpond turtle), 2115 nucleotides long. RefSeq lists its product as uncharacterized. Gene Ontology annotation, biological process: cell surface receptor signaling pathway. The transcript is spliced from 13 exons. Gene Ontology annotation, molecular function: transmembrane signaling receptor activity. Lineage: Eukaryota; Metazoa; Chordata; Testudines; Geoemydidae. The record is from RefSeq and is a predicted model, not a curated record. The coding region runs from base 61 to 2115 and encodes 684 amino acids.
CUGUCAGGAGCUAAAAUCUCUGGGCUGUUUCCAUCCCACUUGGUUCCCCCGACUGCCCCGAUGAUCCUGUCUCUGUGCCUUUUGCUUCCUGUAAUGAAUCCCAGCAGCCAGAAUAUCUGCUCAGCUCCCGGUGUUGUCCCUGCCCCCAUCCUCUACCUGAGCCAGACGUCUGCUCGACAGGGGGACUCCGUGCUGCUCCAGUGCUCUGUGAUCUCCAAGGCCCCAGCCGCCCGCGUCAUCUUCUGUAAAGACGGGGAGGAGGUUUUCUCUCAGGCAGGGUUGAAGAAGGUCACCUAUAGCUAUGACCACACAGUGUCCAUGGACAGCUCUGGGAAUUACUCCUGCGGAUACGAGAUUAAGGAGAGCGACAAGCAAGUGAACAGAUCCCAGCUCAGCCCUGCCAAGCAUCUCAGUGUUACUGUGCUGAGUCCCAGAAGCCAGGAGAUCUGCUCAGAUCCAGAUCAGUCUGUCUGUGCCCAGACACACUCACCCCUCCAUCAAUCAUGCCAGAGAGGUGCUCUCCCUGCUCCGAUCCUCUACCUGAGCCAGACAUCCGCCCAACAGGGGGACUCCGUGCUGCUCCAGUGCUCUGUGGUCUCCCAGGCCCCAGCCACCCGUGUCGUCUACUGUAAGGAUGGGGAGGAGGUUUUCUCCCAGGCAGGGUUGGAGAAGAAGGUCACCUACAGCUAUGACCACACAGUGUCCAUGGGCAGCUCUGGGAAUUACUCCUGCGGGUACGAGAUCAAGGAGAGCGACAAGCAAGUGAACAGAUCCCAGCUCAGCCCUGCCAAGCACCUCAGUGUUACUGUGCUGAGUCCCAGCAGUCAGGAGAUCUGCUCAGAUCCAGGUCAGUCUGUCUGUGCCCAGACACACUCACCCCUCCAUCAAUCAUGCCAGAGAGGUGCUUUCCCUGCCCCCAUCCUCUACCUGAGCCAGACAUCCGCCCAACAGGGGGACUCCGUGCUGCUCCAGUGCUCUGUGGUCUCCCAGGCCCCAGCCACCCGCGUCAUCUACUGUAAGGAUGGGGAGGAGGUUUUCUCCCAGGCAGGGUUGGAGAAGAAGGUCACCUACAGCUAUGACCACACAGUGUCCAUGGGCAGCUCUGGGAAUUACUCCUGCGGGUACGAGAUCAAGGAGAGCGACAAGCAAGUGAACAGAUCCCAGCUCAGCCCUGCCAAGCACCUCAGUGUUACUGCGCUGAGUCCCAGCAGCCAGGAGAUCUGCUCAGCUCCCGGUGUUCUACAUGCCCCCACCCUCUACCUGAGCCAGAUGUCUGCUCGACAGGGGGACUCCGUGCGGCUCAAGUGUUCUGUGGUCUCCCAGGCCCCAGCCACCCGCGUCAUCUUCUGUAAGGAUGGGGAGGAGGUUUUCUCCCAGACAGGGUUGGAGAAGAAUGUCUCCUACAGCUAUGACCAUGCGGUGUCCAUGGGCAGCUCUGGGAAUUACUCCUGCGGGUACGAGAUCAAGGAGAGCAACAAGCGGGUGACCAGAUCCCAGCUCAGCCCUGCCCAGCACCUCAGCAUUACUGGCAAUGUGAGCAGCAGUGGAGGAGCAGAGGAGCCGACCCGCACAGAGCCAGUCAUGUCCCUCGUCAUCUGGACUGCCCGCUGUGUCCUGGUCCUGCUCCUCUUGCUCUCUGCACCUAUCAUCACUUUCAUGCUGAAGAGACGGGAUCUGCCUCAUCCCACAGGGCUGGAGGAGACUCAUAGGGGUAGCAUCAGCAUCAUGGAGGGUGCUCUCCGUGCCCCCACCCUGUAUCUGAGCCAGACGUCCACCCAACAAGGGGGUUCCGUGCAGAUCCAGUGUUCUGUGAUCUCCCAGGCCCUGGCCACACGCAUCAUCUUCUGUAAGGACGGGGAGGAGAUUUCAUCCCAGACAGGUUCAGAGAAGAAGGUCACCUAUGUCUAUGACCAUACAGUGUCCAGUGGCAGCUCCGGGAAUUACGCCUGUGGGUACGAGAUCAAGGACAGCGACAAACGGGUGAACAAAUCCCAGCUCAGCCCUGCUAAGCACCUCAGUGUGAUCCCUGAGUCAGGGAACGAGUCCAGCGUGACACCAGCAAUGCUCGUGAAGAUGAUAUUCACUGUAAGAGCUUUUGGAGAGUAUUGGAGUUAG